GUACAACAUCCCGGAAGUAAUAGUUGCCCCUCGUGUUAUUUUUUUUCAGGUAGUAUGGUGAAAAGAUUUUGCUGUUGAUUGUGUUGGCUGUGUCGUAAAUUGCAUUGUUAUGGGUUGGAAGAGUAAGACUAAAGGACAAAAGAAAGCUCGCUCCAGAGCCAUCCACCUUGCCAAGGAGGAAUUCAGUAGUGUCCCUCAUUCUUUUGUGUUCCAUCGUGGCCCUAUUGGCAAGAAUGUGCACCAACUUAUUCUUGAUGUGAGGCGUGUAAUGGAGCCAUAUACUGCUGUUUCUCUCAAGGUUUGCAAGAAAAAUACUCUGAAGGAUUUUGUCUCUGUUGCUGGACCUCUUGGUAUUACGCAUUUUAUGAUGUUCACCAAAACAUCAACUGGUGUAAAUUUUAAACUUGCUCGUUUACCACGAGGUCCAACACUGAGCUUCAAAGUGUUACAGUACUGUUUAAUUAAAGAUGUGGUAUCCUCUCUCAAGAAGCACCGAAUGCAUCAACAGCAGUUUACACAUCACCCCUUGCUUAUCUUGAAUAACUUUGGAAUGGAGGGAAUGCACAUUAAAGUUAUGUCAACCAUGUUUCAGAACUUGUUUCCAUAUAUUAAUGUAAACAAGACAAAUCUUAACACCAUCAAGCGGUGUCUCCUGAUUAACCAUAAUCCGGAUUUGCAGCAGAUCGACUUCAGGCACUAUAGCAUCAAGGUCGUUCCUGUAGGAAUGAGCAAAGGAGUGAAGAAGUUGCUGCAGGAAAAGUUUCCAAAUAUGAGCAGAUUUGAGGACAUUAGUGAACUGCUGAACAGUCUUGUAACUCGGAAACGUGUAGUGUGGGGUGGUCUGUUUGUGUUACUUGAUACCUUACAGAUUGGUCCACGAAUGACACUGCAGUUGGUGAAGAUUGAGGAAGGAUUAAGUGAAGGCAACAUUCUUUACCACAGCUUUGUUCAGAAGACUGAAGAGGAACUGAAGAUGAUUCUGAAGAGGAAGGAGAAGAAGCUGAAACUGAAAAUGGAGAGGCGAAAAAAGCAGGAGUCUGAUAUUCAGCGUAAAAAGGAAGAACGGGAAGCUCACAGGAAGAAAACCUUGGAAGGCAUGAAGCGCACUGCAGAACAGGAUGAAGAGGACAGUGGUGCAGAAGAUCCUGGUUUGAGUGAUCAUGCACAUCCUGAUGAGACUGAAGAGGCAGAAGUGGAGUAUUAUAGACAGGAGGUUGGCAAGGAACCAGAUGAAGGUAUGUUCCUGGGAGCUGGGAAAAGAAAAAGAUCUGAAAAGCCCCACAUUCCAAAAAAGUUCAAAAAACCUAAAGUGGCAGGUGGAAAGAGAGUAUACCCAAGUUCAGCAGGCCAGUCUCCAAUCCACAAGGGCAAGAACACAAAACUUCUUAAGAAGCAAUGCGCUGCAAGCCAGAAGUUCAGAAAAACAACAGACCCACAUUUUAAAAGGGCUGUAAGUUCAAGGUUCAAACAAACAGCUAACAUAAAACUUAAAGGUUCUGCAAAGCUAAAAUUCAGAAGGUCUGCCAACCCCAAAAAGUCCAGCAACCAGAAAUUUGCAGCUCAUACUACCUCAGAAUUAAAGAGGUAUGCAAAUCGAAAAUUUAAAAGACCUGCAAAUCAAAAACUUAAAGGACAUAAGAAAGGAAAAAGGACAAUAAACAGCAGCAGUGGACUAAAACAAGACCAACAAAAAACACGAGCAAGUCAGCAGUGAUAAACUUAGGAUUUUGAAUAAAGUUAUGCAUUUCUGCAUUA
Molecule: messenger RNA, 1755 nt
Organism: Protopterus annectens (West African lungfish)
Lineage: Eukaryota; Metazoa; Chordata; Ceratodontiformes; Protopteridae
Product: suppressor of SWI4 1 homolog
Exons: 12
Coding region: 110-1714 (534 amino acids)
Biological process (GO): rRNA processing; ribosomal large subunit assembly
Cellular component (GO): preribosome, large subunit precursor
Molecular function (GO): rRNA binding
Source: RefSeq, a predicted model, not a curated record